This is a messenger RNA of Chaetura pelagica (chimney swift), 1719 nucleotides long. It is a transcript of the gene NAGLU, whose product is annotated as N-acetylglucosaminidase, alpha. Bases 1 to 1719 code for a protein of 572 amino acids. Lineage: Eukaryota; Metazoa; Chordata; Aves; Apodiformes; Apodidae. The record is from RefSeq and is a predicted model, not a curated record. The transcript is spliced from 5 exons.
AUGCACAUCCAGGUUUACCGCUCCCUGGGCCUCAACCAGUCCGAGAUCGACACGUACUUCACCGGGCCGGCGUUCCUGGCCUGGAACCGCAUGGGGAACCUCCGUGGCUGGGCAGGGCCGCUGCCGCCCGCCUGGCACAUCAAACAACUUUACCUGCAGUACCGGAUCGUGGAGAGGAUGCGCUCGCUGGGGAUGACCACGGUGCUGCCAGCCUUUGCGGGCCACGUGCCCCACGGGGUUCUCCGGGUCUUCCCACGUGUCAAUGCCACUCGCCUUGGAGGCUGGAGCCACUUUGACUGCACCUACUCAUGUACCUACCUGCUGGACCCCGAGGACCCCAUGUUCCAGGUGAUCGGGACUCUCUUCCUGAAGGAGCUGAUCAAGGAGUUUGGCACAGACCACGUCUAUAGCGCCGACACCUUCAACGAGAUGACCCCCCUCUCCUCUGACCCUGCCUAUCUCUCCAGGGUCAGCAACGCUGUCUUCAGGUCGAUGGCAGGAGCUGACCCCGAGGCGCUGUGGCUGAUGCAGGGCUGGCUCUUCCAGCACCAGCCGGACUUCUGGCAGCCAGCGCAGGUGCGGGCGCUGCUGCACGGGGUGCCCCUCGGCAGGAUGAUCGUUCUUGACCUUUUUGCUGAGUCCAAGCCUGUCUAUCAGUGGACAGAGUCCUUCUACGGGCAGCCUUUCAUCUGGUGCAUGCUGCACAACUUCGGGGGCAAUCAUGGCCUCUUUGGCACCGUGGAGGCCAUCAACCAUGGCCCUUUUGCUGCUCGCCGCUUCCCCAACUCCACCAUGGUGGGCACAGGGCUGGUGCCUGAGGGCAUUGAGCAGAAUGACAUGGUGUACGAGCUGAUGAACGAGCUGGGCUGGCGCCAGGAGCCCCUGGACCUCCCCAGCUGGGUGCCCCGCUAUGCCGAGCGCCGCUAUGGUGCCCCGAACGGCGCCGCGGCCGCCGCCUGGCGCCUGCUCCUCCGCAGUGUCUACAACUGCACUGGUGUCUGCGUCAACCACAACCGCAGCCCGCUGGUGCACCGGCCCUCCCUGCGCAUGGACACCGAGCUGUGGUACAACGCCAGCGACGUCUACGAGGCCUGGCGCCUGCUGCUGAGCGCCAGCGCCCAGCUGGGCUCCAGCCCCCCCUUCCGCUACGACCUGGUGGACGUGACGCGCCAGGCGGCCCAGCAGCUGGUGGGCGACUAUUACCUGAGCCUGCGCCGGGCCUUCCAGAGCCACGCGCUGCCGGAGCUGCUGACGGCCGGUGGUGUGCUGGUCUACGACCUGCUCCCGGAGCUGGACAGCCUGCUCUCCAGCCACCGCCUCUUCCUGCUGGGCCGCUGGCUGGAGAGAGCCAUUGCCAUGGCAACCAGCGACCAGGAGGCCGAGCAGUACGAGCUGAAUGCCCGGAAUCAGGUGACACUCUGGGGGCCCAGCGGGAACAUCCUGGAUUAUGCCAACAAGCAGCUGGGGGGGCUGGUGCUGGACUACUACAGCGUGCGCUGGAGCCUCUUUGUCUCUGCCCUGGUGGAGAGCCUGAACUCGGGCAACCCCUUCCACCAGGACAAGUUCAACCAGGCUGUCUUCCAGGUGGAGAGAGGUUUUGUGUAUAACCAGAAGCGCUACCCAAUCACACCAACUGGGGACACGCUGGAGAUCUCCAGGAAGCUGUUCCUCAAAUACUACCCCAGUGCCCUGCAGCGCAGCCAGGCUGGACUGGCAUGA